This is a messenger RNA of Mercenaria mercenaria, 826 nucleotides long. RefSeq lists its product as uncharacterized. The transcript has 5 exons. Gene Ontology annotation, biological process: cell differentiation; multicellular organism development. The record is from RefSeq and is a predicted model, not a curated record. Gene Ontology annotation, molecular function: protein binding. Lineage: Eukaryota; Metazoa; Mollusca; Bivalvia; Venerida; Veneridae. Bases 92 to 772 code for a protein of 226 amino acids.
GUUACAUAUAUUCACUCGCUUAUCAUUUGGAAUUUUAUCUCUUUGGAAAACGUAGUUGGGGCACUGGCUAGUUUUCUUUCAUAGUCAAACCAUGGAGAUAAUUGCAUGUCUUCUUUUAACUGCAGUAGCAGUACAAGGAUCGCAUUCUGACCACCACCAUCACCUGCACACUGACAUCACAACUGACCAAUCUCUUCCAGACCAACAUUCACCUGACUGUCACGGACCUGAAUGCGACCUUGUGAACCAAGCCAUCAACAAUAUCGGCAUGUUCUUUGAUGAACACCUGUGUCAUGCUUUCAUUCAUGUUGAUUGCAACAACCAUGUAUUACCUAAUGAUGAACAAAUAUGUGCAUCAGACGGACAAACGUAUGAUAAUCAUUGUUCCUACGCUAAAGCUCGAUGUGACAGAGUACUUGACAAAAGAAAUUACUACAAUGGUGCGCUGACAAACCCGCUUUUAUUGACAAAUCAUGGACCCUGCAUUGUAGUGUCUACUGUCCCAGUGGCGACAACGACUAUUUCCCGCAUGGCAGUGUCCACAGAUACUACAGGAAGCGGAAACACUGGUACCACAGCAAUGUCCCUGCAGAGUGUUCUUGGAUCUGUCUUCUGCAAGAACAGAUGGUCAAUCAACUGUGGCCAGAAUUUUGCCAUUGUUUGCGGUUCAGACGGAAAAUACUACCCUAACCAGUGCGAACUUCUCAAGUGGCAAUGCGUACAUCCAACACUAAGACAAGUAUCGGAUUCAAAUGUAUGUGCGUCUUCUUGAACUGAUUCUUCUAUGUUUGUACACAAAUAUAGAUAUAUAUAGAUAUACAUUACA